This is a messenger RNA of Rhizophagus irregularis DAOM 181602=DAOM 197198, 603 nucleotides long. NCBI's taxonomy places the organism in Eukaryota, Fungi, Glomeromycota, Glomeromycetes, Glomerales, Glomeraceae. The record is from RefSeq and is a predicted model, not a curated record.
ACUAUCACGUUCACCUGAAUGGUAUUUGCUUUUCAUCAUCAUGUUCACCUAGAUGGCGUUCAAGAUCUCAUUCGCCUACAUCCCAUUCACAAAGAGAGAGAGAACGUGCAGACAAAUGGUCGGCUAAUCAGUUUUGUAUUAGAUGAUGGACUGAAACCAAAUUUUGGAUUAUGCAACAGACACAAGACGAUUCCCUUAAAUAUCCUUGAAUGUGUUCCGGCACCACUAGUCCAAGAUGAAACUGUAGACGAAUCCAUCUUGGUUUCUAAUCCCGGCUUUUCAGAUUUUGGAUGCGUAAAUUUUGUUCUUGGAGUAUUUGGACGUGAAAAAUUUGAUAUGAUAGACCUAUUGGAUAUGAUGAACCACAUUUUAUCCUACAAUGAUAAUGUCCGUUACCUUCUUGAAUAUGGUGAACUUGAAGGCAGACCUAAAUGGAGAGAUACGGAUCUGAACUGGAGUCCUGAAGUUUACAAUAUUGGAGAAGUUCGUGUACAAAAAAUCAGCCAUUCCUUUAUAAGUUACUUGGUGGACCUGAGCGUAGAUUUGUUAGGGAAGAGCUCUUAUGGUGUUGAACUACCUCCUAAGAGCAUCCUUCUUCAGUAA